GUGCUCUUGCCAGAGGCGGUGCCAGAGCCCAGAGGGGCUCAGAGUUGCGGAAGUUUUAUGAGAAGGGUCAAGCGGCCGGUGGAGAGCAGUGUUGUUUCGCGAUUUCCGCUACGGAGGUCGUCGUUUGAGGUCUGAAAGACGUCAGUCUUCUUAGGUUUGCGACAGCAACACGGGAGCGAUUCGAGGUUGCUGCUGUUGGCGCUCCUCGCCCCUCGUUGGUCCCCAGGGAACCGCCUCGGCUUUCCACGAUGGCGUCCACUGGGGGCAACCUCCAGAAAGCAAUAGAUCUUGCUAGCAAAGCAGCACAAGAAGACAAAGCUGGGAAUUAUGAGGAAGCCCUGCAACUCUACCAACAUGCUGUACAGUAUUUUCUUCAUGUAAUUAAAUAUGAAGCACAGGGUGAUAAAGCCAAGCAAAGUAUCAGGGUAAAGUGUACAGAAUAUCUUGAUAGAGCAGAAAAACUAAAGGAAUAUUUGAAAAAAAAAGAGAAAACUGCACAGAAGCCAGUGAAAGAGGGACAGUCAAGUCCAGGUGAUGAGAAGGGGAAUGACAGUGAUGGGGAAGGAGAAUCUGAUGAUCCUGAAAAAAAGAAACUACAGAAUCAACUUCAAGGUGCCAUUGUUAUUGAGCGACCAAACGUAAAAUGGAGUGAUGUUGCUGGUCUCGAAGGAGCCAAAGAAGCACUUAAGGAGGCUGUGAUUUUGCCCAUUAAAUUUCCCCAUCUUUUUACAGGCAAGAGGACACCGUGGAGAGGAAUCCUAUUGUUUGGACCACCAGGAACAGGAAAAUCAUAUUUAGCCAAAGCUGUAGCAACAGAAGCAAACAACUCCACAUUUUUUUCAGUAUCUUCCUCUGACCUUGUUUCUAAGUGGCUGGGUGAAAGUGAAAAGCUUGUUAAGAACUUAUUUCAGCUUGCCAGGGAGAAUAAACCUUCCAUUAUCUUCAUUGAUGAAAUUGACUCUCUGUGUGGUUCAAGAAGUGAAAAUGAAAGUGAAGCUGCACGUAGAAUUAAGACAGAGUUUCUUGUGCAAAUGCAAGGGGUUGGUGUGGACAAUGAUGGAAUUUUGGUUCUGGGAGCUACAAACAUACCCUGGGUUCUGGAUUCUGCCAUUAGGCGGAGAUUUGAGAAACGAAUCUACAUUCCUUUGCCUGAACCCCAUGCCCGAGCAGCAAUGUUUAAGUUGCACUUGGGAACCACUCAGAACAGCCUUACAGAAGCAGACUUCCGAGAACUUGGGAAGAAAACUGAUGGCUAUUCAGGAGCAGAUAUAAGUAUCAUUGUUCGUGAUGCACUUAUGCAGCCUGUUAGAAAAGUACAGUCAGCUACUCACUUCAAAAGGGUUUGUGGACCUUCCCGAGAUGACCCCAACAAAAUUGUAGAUGAUCUGCUAACACCGUGCUCUCCGGGAGAUGCUGGUGCCAUUGAAAUGACAUGGAUGGAUGUCCCUGGAGAUAAACUUUUGGAGCCAGUUGUUUCCAUGUCGGAUAUGUUGCGAUCACUAUCUAACACAAAGCCCACAGUCAAUGAACACGACUUACUGAAAUUAAAGAAGUUUACAGAAGAUUUUGGCCAAGAAGGCUAAACCAAAGACAGCAAGGAAGAUAUUUACUAUAUGUAUUCUUUCAUAGACAUUUCUACCUUUCUUGGAUGGCAUUCACAUCAUUUCCAGUAAGCUCUUACCACAGAGAAGAAUACAUCUCUUUCCAGAGUUCCUUUAAGUUUCAUGCUGUACUUUUCCUCUGUCACCUGUUAAAUGCUCCCAAUAACAAAAAUUAUAAAAUAAUGGGUAAUAAGAAAAUGAGCAAUAUGUGAACAGCAUAAAAAUUAGAAAUUACCCAGUAAAAAGUAUUAAAUAUUGACCUACAAAUUCUUAGUUUUUAUGAGUGGUAGUCUUUACAGUUUUUUAUCUUUUAUCUUUUUUUUUUAACUAAAAUGAAAUAGGGCUUUAUAUUUCGAAAAAAAUUUUAAACAUUCUUAAUGUACAGUUUACUUUAUUAAAUUAUAAAUGAUAGAAUCUGUACUCAGGGAUGGGCAAUAAAACAAAGAGCACUGCUGUGAUUGGUUUAGAAAGUAUUUGAAUUGUUUUAUAAUCAGUGCUCUUACUGAUUUUUAACAGUUUUUUGUUUUUUUUUUUUCCUGUGUAGUAAUUUCUUUAAAGGCAACAAACUUUCAUAUUUAACUGAGUAAACCUUCCACUGUGCAUUGUCAAAAGAAAGACUUUCUAUAUUAGGCAUUGUCCUUACCUUGAAGAAAAAAAUUGUCUAUUUCAAUGUUGUUUUGUAAAGAUUGGCCAAAACAGGUGGUACAUAAGUAUGAAUUUUUAAAAUAACUAUCAUGAAAUACUGUAACGGGAACCUUUGCUAAUAAGAACUUGGCGUCCCUUUGGAUUAUGGAAAGUUUCCUAUGUGUCAUGUGGGUUAGUUUUUUAUAUAGGAUAGCAAGGAUCUUUGCUUUCUCCAUUUAAGUUCAGGGAAAUUUACAUAUAUGAUCAUGUAUAUGUUAUAAAUGUAAUACUUUAUGAAGCUUUAGAAAUCAACUGAUGUCUCAUUAAACAAUAAAAUAUAAACAUGGACAUUGUUAUUUUAACUUCUUCAAAUAAAUAAUCUGAGGAUGUAUGACACAUCAGAGCAUCAACACUAAAUUGUGCCUUGUACAUUUGCAUUGGCUGAACAUGCAGAAGAUUAAGUUAUCUAGAAUGAGUGGAGUCCUUACUUACCAUAAAGUUUUACCUUGCAGAUGUAUCCAGUAACACAAAUGGUAUCCAGUAACUCGCAUUUUAAAGUGUAUUUGCACAUUUUACAUUUUAUGCUGUGCGAUUGCCUUUGGAUUUUCUGUACAGAUUGUUUUUGCUGGUAAUAAAUAGAAAUCACAGGCUUGAAAUAUAUGUGAAGUAAAUUGGCAUAACCUACUACUGGCUA
Molecule: messenger RNA, 2919 nt
Organism: Octodon degus (degu)
Lineage: Eukaryota; Metazoa; Chordata; Mammalia; Rodentia; Octodontidae
Gene: Vps4b
Product: vacuolar protein sorting 4 homolog B
Exons: 11
Coding region: 249-1583 (444 amino acids)
Biological process (GO): vacuole organization; endosomal transport
Molecular function (GO): ATP hydrolysis activity; ATP binding
Source: RefSeq, a predicted model, not a curated record